GGAAGAACAAAGCGAUGUUGCCGCUGAACACUUCCACUUUCCACUGAAUGGACAUAAUCGACUCUACAAAAGGCUCGUCAACAAUGAAGAGAAAGUCUUCAAAAGACAUUGCCUCCUUCUUUUCAAAGAGACAGAUGAUUACAGAAGAGCAGCACAGGGCAAAUGCUAGGCAGCCAGAGAAAGAAACAGAAUCAGAGACAGAGAAUGACAUUGUGGCUACAGCUGAAGUAGAGGGCUCAGAACAGCUGGAUCCUGACCAGCCCAGGCCUCCAGGUAGUGGACCUGCUCAUGGACCAGCAGACAUAUCCAAGUCACGAGCAGAUGGACCAAAACAGGCCUAUUUAAAGGUUUACCCUCAGACCUUGUAUAACGACAGGAGACGGGGCUUCAACUAUAAGUGGUUCUCCACUCAUAAGUGGUUGGAGUACUCACAAGCUACGAACUCUUCCUACUGCUAUGCCUGUCGGCAUUUUAGUCUUCCCAGCUCAGGUGAUACUGUAUUCACAUCAGAGGGGCUUAAUAACUGGAAAAAAGCUAUGUUUACGGAUGGGGGAUUUGCAACCCAUGCAAAAUCUGAGUCCGAUUGUAAUGCAAUGUUUGCAUGGGCAUUGUACAAGAAGACACGUGAAAGUGAGUGCUCUCUCCCAGCCUCAAUGAACACAGGUUAUGAGAAGCUGGUGAAAGAAAACUGAGAAUAUAUAAAAAGCGUAGCAGACACAUUGCUUCUCACAGCCACACAGAACAUAGCACAGAGGGGAAACAAUGAAACUGAAGGGCACAAUAAAGGGAAUUUUCUUGCUAUCAUGGAACACCUAGCAAAUCAUGAUCCCAAAAUAAAAAAAAAGAUGACUAGUACCAGAAAUGCAACAUACCUGGGCCAUCGUACACAAAACGAAAUGCUUGAUUGCUUAGCUGAUAUAGUCCGAACCGAAAUAAUAAGUGAAGUAAAACAAAGCGAAGCCUUCAGUAUUUUGGUUGAUCAGACAAAAGACCUUAGCAAAAAGGAACAGUUGUCUUUUGUUAUCAGAUACUAUUAUGACGGGGUAGUGCAGGAAAGUUUCCUAAAUUUUGAAGCAGCAGAGCACUCACAGAAAAAGUCAUUCUAAUGCUACAGAAGCAUGGCCUUGACUACAGGAAGCACUUGGUGGGACAAGCAUAUGAUGGUGCUUCUGUUAUGAGUGGAAAGAACACAGGUGUGCAAGCUCGCAUUAAGGCUGAGGCACCUCUAGCUUUUUAUUUUCAUUGUAAUGCACAUUGUUUAAAUUUGGUAUUAGUAGAUUGUGUGAAGUCCAUCAGUGAAGCAUCCUGUUUCUUUUCCCUUUUACAAAGGCUUUAUGUAUUUGUCUCCGGAUCACAUGUACACCAAAGAUGGCUGGAAAUCCAGAAGGAGAUGUAUCAGGGGCCCCCUAGAGAGCUACAGAGGCUGAUAGAAACACGGUGGGCUUGCAGAUAUAAAGCUUGUAAGGUUCAAGACAGACUACCAGCAAUCACUCGUCUUCUCAAGGAACUUUCUUUAGAGGGAGGUGGUGACCGUUGUGUUGAUGCGAGGGGUUUGCUGGCUCAAAAAGAUGAGAAAUUUGUUACCCUUCUUGUAACAUAUACUCACAUGUUUGGUGAAGUCUAUUAUUUAUUAGAAUCUCUGCAGUCCACUGAACUAAAUUUAGGGACUGCAGUAUCAUUUGUAGAUGCUCCUGUUGACACAUUACAGAGCUUUAAGGUAAAUGGUGCACUCUUUGAUGAAAUGUGGGAAGAGGCUACGUCCUUGAAAGAACAGUGUUCAGUCAGUGUUUCAACUCCAGCUCGCAAAGUCACACCAAGCACAAAGCUGAAUGAUUAUAUAUUUACUCCAAUCACUCAGAGAGGACAGGGUACAGAUAAGGAGUGAUUUCGUUCAGGAUCAUUUAUUCCAGUUAUUGAGGUUCUUCUGUCUGAGGUAAACCGACGCUUUUCUAAAGAAACUUGUGCUCUAAUGUAUGGGAUACAAGCCCUGAAUCCCAGUAGUCCCACAUUCUGUGUUGAAGAGCGUGUUUUUCCAUUUGCUGUGCAGUAUAACUGCAACACAGAUGACCUGAAAUCUGAGAUGAGGCAGCUUAAGAGAAUGAUUGAGAGGAAGAAAUCUAAAGGGGAGAAAACACCCUCUAGUUUAUUAGAACUUACUGUGUAUCUUGAACCAUACAGGUCUUUGAUGAGUUUUACAAACUAUGCAAAAUUGCACUUGCACUACCUGUUAGCACUGCAUCUUGUGAGCAUAGUUUCUCUGUACUUAAAUUGAUUAAAACUCAUUUAAGAACAAGAAUGAGUGAUGAACGUUUGGGUAAUUUGGGUGUUUUAAGUGUAGAGUCAAGAAGGGCAAAGGCCAUCAACCUUGAUACUUUUGUUGAUUUGUUUGCCAGACGACACAACAACAGGCGGAUCAAACUCAUCUAAGCAUCUUUGCCAUUUUGCCUCUGUAAUUUUGUCCUAGGUCACAAACAUCUAUGUACAAAACACAUAAGAAUGUAAAUAAAUGCAAAUGGUAAAUAAAUGUACAUUUUAAUGGUGAGAAGAGUCAGUGUGCUGAUGUUCAUUAAGGUUGUUUGACUAGAUCAAUCCUGUAGUCGCCAUAUAAAUUGAGAGGAACAAGUCCUACUUAAUGUUCAGAUAUGCCCAAAAUGUUCCUCCCAAUAUAUUUACUGGAAGCACACAAUAUCCACAAUAUUUGAAUUAUUUUUGCGAUCCAAGAAGCCUUAGUUUAAAUUCAACAAUCCAAUUUUUAAGGCCCCUGAAGUUAAAUUUAAGUUUUUGGUUUUGUAGAAUGAGGAGCAAAGUAUUGAGAUUUUG
Molecule: messenger RNA, 2820 nt
Organism: Melanotaenia boesemani (Boeseman's rainbowfish)
Lineage: Eukaryota; Metazoa; Chordata; Actinopteri; Atheriniformes; Melanotaeniidae
Exons: 4
Coding region: 48-692 (214 amino acids)
Source: RefSeq, a predicted model, not a curated record